AUGGGUGAGUGGAACUUCCUCAGCAAAUUCUUUGAAAACCUUCAGGCUCACUCGCCGAUGCUGGGCCGCUUCUGGCUCCUCCUCAUGCUGGUCUUCAGGAUCCUGAUUCUGGGCACAGUAGCCAGCAACCUGUUUGAGGACGAGCAAAGGGAGUUUGCCUGUAACACCCUCCAGCCAGGCUGCAAGCAGGUGUGCUACGACAUGGCCUUCCCUAUCUCCCAAUACCGCUUCUGGGUGUUCCACAUCGUUGCCAUCUCCACGCCGUCCCUGCUCUUCAUGAUGUAUGCAGUGCACCACUCAAACAAGAAGAAAGGUGGAUCCAGGCAAAGUCAACUGAGUAGUCGCGACUACAGAGAGGAGGUGUACCUGAAGCGGCUGUACAUCGUGAACGUGGGCUUCCGCUUGGUGGCAGAGGUGGGCAUCCUGGUGGGUCAGUGGUGGUUGUACGGCUUCAGGGUGGAGGCCCAGUUUCCCUGCAGUCACUUUCCCUGCCCUUACACUGUGGAUUGCUUCACUUCCCGCCCCACCGAGAAAACCAUUUUCCUUCGCUUCUACUUCAUCAUAGGACUGGUGUCAGCCAUUUCCAGCUUCGCCGAGCUUUGCUAUGCCUCAAAGAAGUGGUUCUGCCCGAAAUGGGGGCAGCCACCACCACAGCGCUCGUGCAUCUACCCGAACAUCCACAACAUCAACCAGCAGGAAGCGAAUCAGGAGAAGCCCUGUGGGUUGACCCCAUUGGAAAGAAUGAGCAGCGGCGGGAGGCUGAAGGGAGUGUCUACAAGGAGCAGCGUAACCAGGAAGGUCUCCAGUGUUGGACGCAAGAGCGCCAAGUACCCAAGCAAUGGGAUGCUCAUGAAGACCAAGAAAUGGGAAGGGGGUGACAGCUUCCAGGUUUCAGACCAGGGAGCUGCAGCUCCUGUUGCCGUGGCACCCAGAGAAAAACCCUCCCAGGCCAAGAAUCCGGUCACAUACAUUCUGGACUCUGACUCCGGCACCAGGGAUGUGCUGCCCCCUGCCACCUCACAAAAACACCAAAAACUCGUCGACCUGCAGAUUCAAUUCACGUUACGAGUCGCCAUUUUCUGGGUUUGCCCUUACACCACAAGCCAUCCACGAGGACAUCACCGGUCUGGUGCCGUCACCAUGGGCGAGUGGAACUUCCUCGGCGAAUUCUUUGAAAACCUUCAGGUUCACUCGCCGAUGCUGGGCCGCUUCUGGCUCCUCCUCAUGCUGGUCUUCAGGAUCCUGAUUCUGGGCACAGUGGCCAGUGACCUGUUUGAGGACGAGCAGCACGAGUUUGCCUGUAACACCCUCCAGCCAGGCUGCAAGCAAGUGUGCUACGACAUGGCCUUCCCUAUCUCCCAGUACCGCUUCUGGGUGUUCCACAUCGUCGCCAUCUCAACGCCGUCCCUGCUCUUCAUGAUGUAUGCCAUGCACCACUUCAAAAAGAAGAAGGAUGGCUCCAGGCAAGGUCAGCUGAACAUUCGUGAGUACAGAGAGGAGGUGUACCUGAGGCAGCUGUACAUUGUGAACGUGGCUUUCCGCUUGGUGGCAGAGGUGGGCGUCCUGGUGGGCCAGUGGUGGUUGUAUGGCUUCGGCGUGGAGGCCCAAUUCCCCUGCAGUCGCUUCCCCUGCCCUUACACCGUGGACUGCUUCACUUCCCGCCCCACCGAGAAAACCAUUUUCCUUCGUUUCUACUUCAUCGUAGGACUGGUGUCGGCCCUUUCCAGCUUCGCUGAGCUUUGCUAUGCCUCAAAGAAGUGGUUCUGCGUCAGCUCAAACUCCCACAACAUCAAGCAGGAGGAAGCAAACCAGGGGAGGCCUGGUGGGAUGACCCCGUUGGAGAGCGUGAGCAGUGGCGGGAGGCUGAAGGGACUGUCCAUGAGGAGCAGUGUGACCAGGAAGGUCUCCAGUGUUGGACAUAAGAGCGCUAAGUACCCGAGCAGCAGGAUGCUGAUGGUGUGA
Messenger RNA from Lampris incognitus (smalleye Pacific opah), 1962 nucleotides. RefSeq lists its product as uncharacterized. Gene Ontology annotation, biological process: cell communication. The record is from RefSeq and is a predicted model, not a curated record. The coding region runs from base 1 to 1962 and encodes 653 amino acids. The transcript has 4 exons. Gene Ontology annotation, cellular component: connexin complex. NCBI's taxonomy places the organism in Eukaryota, Metazoa, Chordata, Actinopteri, Lampriformes, Lampridae.